AUGAUAGAGAAAUUGCCGCCGAAUCCUGAAUUCAAGGCCAUCGUAUCACAUAAAUACGACUUUGAAUACGAAUAUCUUUUCAUUUCUUUCCAAUCCAUGACGAUGAGAUCUCUUUUAUUGUUAGCUGUAAUUGCCAUAGGGUGCAUGUCUAAUAGUAAGUCCGACUGAAAGACAAAAAGAGAUUCAGAUAUCGAGGAUGAUGAGGAUCGAUGUACCCCAGGAAGAUGUCUGAAUGGAGGUAAAUGUGUGGAGGAAGAAAACAUGGCGCAUUGUGAGUGCAAAUUCGGAUUCAAGGGAGAGUUCUGUGAGAGCAGAUCCUUUCCGGUCUUCAAUUUCUUCCAACAUGACCCCGAAUAUAUGUACGAUCAUCCCAAAAACCCCUGGUCCGAUAGGCAAGUUCAUAUACAGCGUCCGGCGGAAAAAAUUGACUUUUACUUCAAAUCGCUGAUGCAGAUCGGGCAAUUAAAAUGACAAAAGUUGCAUUUUUUCGGCCGCACCUUGUAAAACAUCGAUAAGAUGAAAUUAUAGAUUGGAGACCGAAGCCAUAAAACCAAUACUGGCAAGCAGCACCCAGACGAUCGCAGAUGUCAUCGAAAGAUUCUAUAACAACAUCCAGGAAGUUUACAAUCGGGCUAAGUUUGUGGAGAAACACCAGCAAGCGGAUAUGUUCUUUAAUUAA
Bursaphelenchus xylophilus (pine wood nematode) is the source of this 679-nucleotide messenger RNA. NCBI's taxonomy places the organism in Eukaryota, Metazoa, Nematoda, Chromadorea, Rhabditida, Aphelenchoididae. The record is from the annotation of a GenBank genome assembly.